AUGGCAUGGGCCGUCAAACAAGGCCGACUUGAUAUCCUCCAGAUGUACCUCAAAGCAGGUGUGGACACCAACUUCUACACGCUAUAUGGAGUGCCCAUGUUAUCUCAUGCAGCAUAUGAGGGGCAGAUCGGGUCUGCAAGAAUUUUACUACGCUAUGGAGCUGACCCCUGCUUACCUACUCUGUGUGGAGGACAGGCACCCUUGAUAGAUACAGAAGGACCCAAUAUGGUCGAAUUGGUGUUACGUGCAGGUGCGAAGAUUACAUCUCUCAAGCUUUUCAAGUUCAUUUGUUGUGAUAUUGUGAAUCCUGAGCAUCUUGUUCAGCUUGCUAUUAUGAAUGGGACGGAGUUUCUUGCGCUGAAAGAUACCUGGGGUGAGACGGUCUUGCAUAAGGCUGUAAGAUACAGCGAAGGUUUGACUGCUUUGAUUUCAAAGGCUGCACCUGAGCUUUUGCAUGAGCGGACGUCCGACGGUGGGAUAGUUCUUUAUGUUGCUGUUGACCGUGGGUGUGUAGCAGCUGCCAGAUACUUGAUUGCAUUGAACGAGAUCACGGAUGUCGUUAACAUGGACGGGGAGACAGCGCUCCAUAUCGCGGUGAAGAGGGAUUUGAAAAGGGUACAACUUCUGACUGGACGUCAGGAAGUCGACAUCAAUGGGUUGAAUGCGUCGAAUGAAACACCACUGUCUAUUGCUAUAAGCUAUCAUACAAUCAGCCGCUGUUAUUUCGACAUAGUUGACCACUUGCUGAGAGAUCCCAGGAUAUACAUCGAUCCGAUGUCUGUGUUGGCUAUGAAGCACCUUUUUCGACCCACUGACUUGUGGUUGCUGUUGUUAUUCGAGGAUGUUAUAUUGCUCAUCAGGUUUCUAUGGCCUUACACGAAGCAGGGAGGUUACAUCUCUCUCUUGAAGAGUUGUCAGGAGUCGCUCUUUGCUCUUUUGCCUUAUCUAUUCUGA
Molecule: messenger RNA, 954 nt
Organism: Aspergillus oryzae RIB40
Lineage: Eukaryota; Fungi; Ascomycota; Eurotiomycetes; Eurotiales; Aspergillaceae
Product: ankyrin repeat domain-containing protein
Exons: 2
Coding region: 1-954 (317 amino acids)
Molecular function (GO): protein binding
Source: RefSeq, a predicted model, not a curated record